AUGAUGAAGUUUUUGACAAUUCUCGUCUGUUUUCUGUUAUCAUCUGCACAUAGCGAGGAAGGCCAUUGUGUUUGGUAUGGUCAAUGUGGAGUUAAUCCAUUGGGCAAAGUUACGAAUUGCUACUAUAAUGGUACGGCAAAACAAUUGACGGACCAAGUGGCAUUAGAACAGUUGCGAUCUGCCUGUGGAAUGAUAUAUAAUGGUCCAAAUGAUACAUUCACUUGUUGCGGUCCUGAUCAAAUCGAAACAUUAUCAAGCCAAUUCGGCUUGGCAAAAAUGAUGCUUGGACGUUGUCCAUCGUGUUUCUACAGUUUUCGUUCGCUAUUCUGCAGCAUGUCAUGCAGUUCAGACCAUAGUCGUUUCAUUCAAGUCACUCAAAUGGGCAAUAGCUCACUCUAUCCUGGCCGUCAGACUGUAGAAGAAAUUCACUAUAGAAUUGCGGAUGAUUUUGCUGAACGGAUACUUUCUUCAUGCCGUGAUGUAUUAUAUCCAGGUGGUAAUCAACAUUCACUUGAUACGAUGUGUGGUCGACCUUAUGAUAAAUGUACUAAAGAAGACCUAAUGAGAUAUUUAGGUAUUGAUAAUCCAGCAGUCCCAUUUCCAAUCUAUAUUGAAUUUUAUAAUGAUACCAGCGAGCAAGAGACAUACUACAAUCAAACUACAUUCUCAUGCGAUGAACCGGUCAUUACACGAUAUGAAAAUAAAACUGCCUGUAGCUGUUUGGAUUGUGCAAAAUCAUGUAGUCCACUACCGCCUAUUGUUCCAGAUAAGGAAUUCUUAAUUGGUAAUCUCGAUGGGUGGUUGGUGAUUGCUUUAAUUGUUAUCGCUGUUAUAUUAUUGAUCUUCUUCACUUCGACAUUCACUGUAGCGAAAUUGAAGAAACAACGUCAGGAUCCCUAUCGAUCAACAGAUGUGACUCCACUAGUUUCAGGAUCAACGCAAAACGAAUCUACUGGACGUUUGUGCAACAUCCAAAAGCGAACUGAACUAUUCCUUGAGCAAAUAUUCUAUCGACUAGGUCUCUUCUGUGCUCGGCGCCCUUACUUUGUUUUAAUCGUUGGUUUAGUUAUCAUCACUGGUCUGUCCUGCGGAUUAAUUAAAUUCAAAGUCACUACCGAUCCUGUACAACUAUGGUCAGCUAAAUCAAGCAUCGCGCGACAACAAAAGGAUUUUUUCGAUCAACACUUCAGACCAUUCUAUCGAACUGCUCAGCUAAUUAUUGUUCCACACGAUCAAUCAUUCGUCACCCAUACAUAUCUAUCACCUCCGGCGCCAUUCAAUGAAUAUACAUUUGGUCCUGCUUUUGAAUUGCAAUUCCUGUCUGAUGUACUAAAUCUUCAAACGGAAAUUCUCGCACUCACGACAGGAUCAAACACGACCAACCAAACAAUUUCACUGUCCGACAUUUGUUUGAAACCAUUGGCACCGGAUAAUGAAAACUGUACUGUCUUCUCACUUUUACAAUACUAUCAGAAUUCGAAGGAAAACUUGUACAAACGGAUAGGUGAUGACUUCUUUACCUAUUUCGAUUAUACCACACACUUCUUGACUUGUUCACAAGCACCUACGACUACACGAGAUGACCCGCUAGGUUUGUCGUGUUUCGCUGAUUUCGGUGGAACAAUCAAUCCAUUCAUGGUGCUUGGAAAUUAUUCAAAUGAAGUUUAUGCAAACGCUACAGCACUUGUCAUCACAAUCGUGAUUGAAAACUCCAAUGAUCCUGAAAAAAUUCAGAUGGCUGAAGACUGGGAAGCGGUUUUCCUUGAUUAUAUGAAAAACUUUACCGAAACUCAAAAGUCAUUACGUGAAUCUGGUCGCUCACGCGAAGCUGCUAACUUUACUGUUUAUUACAGUGCUGAACGUUCAAUUCAAGAUGAACUGGAUCGUCAGAGCCGCUCGGAUAUUCUAACCAUAGCGAUUUCGUACACCAUUAUGUUUCUCUAUGUGACAUUGACUCUAGGUCAUAUUCGUUCAUGGCGAACAUGUCUAAUCGAUUUGAAAAUCACAGUUGGAUUUGUCGGUGUUCUUUUUGUUCUACUCUCAGUGAUGAGCUCAGUUGGAUUUUACUCCUACUGUGGUGUAGCUGGUACGUUGAUCAUCUUCGAAGUCAUACCAUUCCUGGUAUUAGCUGUCGGUGUUGACAAUAUAUUCAUUAUUGUCCAACAUUUUGAAAAAACGAAAGAAGAAGAAGCUGAAGGAAAAUCGUCGCCGGUAGACAUAAGACUGGCGAAGACGAUUAGUCGUGUUGGCCCAUCGAUACUGUUAACAGCAACAAGUGAAUCGAUCGCUUUCUUACUCGGAGCAUUGACACCGAUGCCAGCAGUACAGAUCUUUUCGUUGUAUGCAUUCAUGGCCGUGUUCAUUGACUUCUUCUUGCAAAUAACCUGUUUUGUAUCUGUGUUAGCAAUCGAUGGUCGACGACAAGAUUCAGAUCGUCCAGAUCUAUGCUGCUGUGUUCAAGUGAAUAUGAAAGAAAAAUCGACUGAAAACAAACCGAAACGACUUUUACAACAAAUAUUUACGAAAAUAGUCACUCCAGUCAUACUUGGCCAUUCGAUUGUACGUGCUAUUAUCUUUACAGUAUUCAUCAUCACAACUUGUUUAUCGGCUGCGGUUAUACAUAGAAUCCCGAUUGGCCUGGAUCAAAAAUUAUCGAUGCCGAAAGAUUCGUAUGUUCUCGAUUAUUUUUACGGUCUCGAAAACUAUUUAAGCGUUGGUCCACCUGUUUACUUUGUCGUCAAUCAAGAUGCUCUUGAUUAUAAACGUAUUUCUGAUCAAGAUCUACUCUGUGGUACAUCCGGUUGUUCGCCUAUCUCAUUGCUCGGCCAAAUCGGGCAAUCACUACGACAACCCGAACGGUAUUACCUCGCUCAACCGCCAUCAUCAUGGCUAGAUGACUACUUCGACUGGUUGCAAUCUACAAAUAAUCCGCCAUGCUGUCGAAUUCAUAAUCAAACAAAGGAGUUCUGUCCGGCAACAUUGGAUGAUCCUUCGUGUACACAUUGUCCAGUCACAUUUAUCGAUAAUCAACGUCCAUCGCCUGAUGAUUUUCCUCGUUACAUUAACUUUUUCCUACAUGAUAAUCCGGGAGAAAAGUGUCCUAAAGGUGGCCAUGCAGCAUAUAAAGAUGCAGUGCAGUUGAUAGCAAAUUCGACAGUGAAAAGUUCAUAUUUCAUGGGCUUUCAUUCCGUACUGAAAACAUCAGCGGAUUUUAUAAAUGCAAUGAAAAGCGCAAAUGAAAUCGCUAAGAAUAUUUCGAAAACGAUCUUGAGUAAUCAAAGUAAAACAUUCACAGAAUCCAAUCAACUUCAAGACUAUCCCGUUUUCCCUUAUAGUAUCUUCUACGUAUUUUACGAUCAAUAUUUAACCAUUUGGCGUAAUCUAAUUAUCAAUCUCUCAUCCUCUUUUGUCGCCGUUUUUCUUGUCACAUGCAUACUAUUGGGUUUCGACAUUCACACCUCGUUUCUUAUUAUUCUCUGCGUAUUCAUGAUCGUUAUCGAUAUGUUUGGCGUCAUGUAUUUAUGGCACAUUGAAUUGAAUGCUAUUUCCGUUGUCAACAUUGUCAUGUCGGUCGGUAUCGCAGUGGAAUUUUGUGCACAUGUAGCUCGGUAUUUUGCCGUUACACGAGGUCGCAAUCGGUUAGACCGUGCGAAAGUCGCACUAGCAGAAAUGGGUAGUUCGGUAUUCAGCGGCAUAACAUUGACAAAAGUCGGUGGCGUUGUCGUGCUUGCUUUUGCUAAGUCACAACUCUUUCAAGUAUUCUACUUUCGCAUGUAUUUCUCUUUGGUAAUUAUUGGCGCACUGCAUGGCCUCAUUUUCCUACCAGUUUUGCUGAGUUAUUGUGGCUCGUCAUUGUCAGCGCGGGCUGAUGAGAAAAGGCAGGAGCACCACCGGGACACAAUUGCUGAUAUUGUCACGCCCGGAAAUCUGGUUGAUGGAAAUGAAAAUUCUUUUCAAUCGAUUCUCGAAUGUCAGAUAGAUUUUCUUCCUGUUUUCUGUUAUGUUCAGACAAUACAUGAAAUAAAACACUUGAAAAAACUGCUAGAAGAUUUUAUCUUACCGCUUGAAGUCGUUCUAUUAUUGAUGACAAGCCAGUGUGAUCAGAGUACUGGUUUUUGUUCUUUAUUGCGAAUAGUAGAUGUUCCUAAUGGUACGGUUGUUGAAAGAAAAUUCUAUCUUUUAAAGUACAUCAUCAACAGCGAAAUUCGUCCAAAAAUCGAGAGAUAUUCUGAACAAUUUACUCUAGUGCAGCAGCAAUUUCAAGAAUGGUCACCAUUUGAUCAGCUGUGUGCUGUUAUCGAAUUAACACGCACAUUUCAACUCUCCUACCGUCAUUUUCUUUCACAAUUAUGUCAAUCUCAAAUCUUGAGUGAAAACAAUGAUAUAUUCAAACACAUCGUCGAUGAUGCCAAUGCACCAGACAUCGUUAAUUGUUUAUUAUCGAACUCAUUAGAUAAAAUCAUAUUUACACUGCAACUCUAUUUACCUUUAAUAUCAACAACAAUCAUCAACGAGAAAUUACUCGAUGCCUAUCGUAAAGUUCUCAUGGCAUUGGAUUCGAAUCUGAGCAAUCCAGCAAAUUUCACCCAUAAUGAACAACAAGUGAUCCUGUUUUGCCAACAAAUUCUGUUUUUCCUUCAAAACAAUCCUGUUUUAACACGUCUGACGAUUCAUCUGCCAAAAUUGACACAACUUGUUCAAACAAAACAAUUUCAACCUGAUGCACAAAAGUCAUCUCAAUUACCGUUACAACGUUUCUCUGCUGUCCGAUCACAACCUUCGUCGGCACGAACGAACAUGUCAGGAGAAAUUCAUGAAAGUAUCAGUCAACAAAUGAAUCGUCUUGAAGGGAAUGAUAGUGGGGUUGAUUUGACCGAAUCUUCAGUACCACAUACGCGUCAAAGUUUCCUAUCUGCGCGUUCAGUCCUGGAUCGAACAACAAAUAAACACACGUUCGUCGGUAAAACAACAUCGUCACCUAUACCAGAACAUGGAAGUUUGAACACGCCAGCCCGUGUACCAUUGAAAGGUGUUCUGAGUGCACCAUCGACAACGUUUUACUCCGAUGUUCGACAAAAGAAUUCAAAUUAUCAACAACUAAAACACAGAUCGACGUUAGCCAAAAGUGACGAAGACGAACAAGAAUCUCAAACACAAACAACUGAAGCAACAACCGAAGAGAAUUCGAAUCAUGUGGACAGCUCGAGACCAUUGGGCCAAUUCUGUUCAUUACGUUAUCGAAAUGGCAAGAGCAACCAACAAUGCCAAGAUGUUUCACAGUACUUAGGUGUCGAUGCGCAUGCCACUUCAGUACGCAAUACGUUUCUUCAGUCAAAUUCUGGCAUGAAAGACGUUCCUAAAUGGUUGAAAAACCUUCGUCUUCAUAAAUACGAUGUUGUCUUUUCUCAAAUUACCUACGACCAAAUGAUGAAUCUAACCAUGGAACAAUUAAAAGAGCUUGGCAUAACAGAUGGUGCAUGUUCGAAAAUCAUACUGAAUAUUAAAAAAUUAAAAGAACGCUCCAUCGCAUUGAAACAGUGCAGUGUUGACCUUGAUAAUCGACAAAUUGAGUUAUCAAAUGCAAUCUUACAAUUGGCAGAAGUUCUGUCAACGCCCAUACGUUCAAAACAACUGGAGUUAGACAACAACAGCAACGAAGACAUACCGACAUUAAUCAUGGAAAUUCUCGAGAAAUGUAAUCAACAAUUAACACCAACUACGUCAUCAGAUAUCUGCAAUAGUCUACUUGGCCUAUUCGAUCGAUGUUAUCGACAUGAAGCAUUCGUUGAUGCUCAACGCUAUGUUCUUUUACAAUGGCGUGGACGCCUUUCAUCCAUGCUUCAAUCUAUUGGCAAAAUCGAAUUUAAAAAAAUUCAAGCCGUGUAUAGUCAUAACCAACAGCGUCGUGAGGGGAAACCGCCCAUUCGUCCGAUGAAAAGUGCUACAGGACCGUAUCAGCAAACUCAUGGAUCAACUUCAAUUCCGUUAAAUAAACACAGUUCUGAACCUCAAAGCAAUAGUUUAAUGGAUACGAAUUUCACCCGUCGGCCAAACAAAUCGCCGACGCAGAUGUAUCCAACAGUCGAAGAAUCAAUUGAUAGUGUACAUCUUCAAACCUCAUUCACUUGUUUAACAUCCACACUGCAACGUAACAGUGGAGCGUAUUUAGCUAACAAUCAACAUCAGACGCUAACUCGCAAAGCGAGUAUUGAUCCACAUGGUGAAACAAAUUCAAACAACCGAACGAAAUUAUGUAAGACAUUCAGUGAUCCAAAUCGUAUACGAUUUAAUAAUCCAUCACAAUUGUCGCACUUUCAAUCAUCAACAGGACGACCUCAACAGCAAAGUCCGCCUACAAGUUUGUUUCAAAUGACUUCAACUCCAUAUUCUCAACAACAGCGGCAGUUCGUCUCUCGAUCACCACCUUCCUCAUCGACUGAUACAUCAACAUCACCUAUCAAGGAAUGUUGUCCGGAUGAUGAACACACAGAUUAUUUUGGACAUCGUGACAAUAUGAUCUCGAUGUCGAAUAUCAGUGAAGCAAAUGAUCUAGAAAAUACAGAUGAACAGCGACAAAAGCAUACGGAAAUGGAAUCAUUUUGUCGUGAAAUAACUGAAUGUGCUAUUGAUGAAAAUGUUUGUGACUCGUCAAUUGAUCAUCCCGAAGCUGUUUCAAAUCUGAAACCGGCUUCAAAUCAUUCAACAGAUACGGAACAGUGA
Molecule: messenger RNA, 6720 nt
Organism: Adineta ricciae
Lineage: Eukaryota; Metazoa; Rotifera; Eurotatoria; Adinetida; Adinetidae
Source: the annotation of a GenBank genome assembly